Molecule: messenger RNA, 543 nt
Organism: Vanderwaltozyma polyspora DSM 70294
Lineage: Eukaryota; Fungi; Ascomycota; Saccharomycetes; Saccharomycetales; Saccharomycetaceae
Gene: POA1
Product: ADP-ribose 1''-phosphate phosphatase
Exons: 1
Coding region: 1-543 (180 amino acids)
Biological process (GO): peptidyl-glutamate ADP-deribosylation
Source: RefSeq, a predicted model, not a curated record
AUGAUUGAAAUGAAUAAUAUUAGUUAUAUUAAGGGGAACAUAUUACAUGGAGGUAAUAUUCCUAGGAUUCUUAUUCACUCUUGUAACUGCAAUGGCACUUGGGGUGGUGGAAUAGCUUAUCAGCUUGCUGUACACUAUCCUGAAGCUGAAAAAAUCUACACGGACAUAUGUGAUGAUUUUGGUUCUGAAUUGCUUGGGAAAUGUGUUCUAAUACCUAGCUUUAGCGAUGAUUCAUUAUUAAUUGGAUGUCUUUUCACUUCAGUUUAUGGUGGAUCUAGUCAUGAUACUAAAAAUGAAAUAUUGAAAUAUACCAAACUAUCACUAAUGCAGCUAAGUCUACAAUUAGAAAAUAAUGAUAGCUGUAUCGAUACGUGUUUAAGUGAAUAUAAUCAAUUACUAAUAUCAAAUAUUAAACAUCAUUUAAAGGAUUAUAAGCUAGAAAUGCCAAAAAUAAAUAGUGGGAUAUUUAAUGUGCCAUGGGAAGAGACUGAAAAGAUUUUAAAAGAAUUAAAACCUAUGGAGUUUACUGUAUUUAGUAUAUAG